AGAAUAAAGAGGGAGGUUUGUUCUGGCAAGGUCAUUCGUUAAUUUUCUACAUUUAAGUGCAAUGCUAACAUCUUCGAUCUCAUUUUGGAUCUUGGAAGUCACAAAUACCAAAAGCAACCUAGUUGUUUAGAUUCUCUACAAUUACUUUCUAUCCUUCAAAUUGCAGAGACACCAAGAUUCAAUCCCUCCAAUUGCAGAGGACACAUCAGGCUUUGAAGCUUGUACAAGUAGCACUGCUGAAGUUUCUCGUUCAUUUGGGGUCGCCUCUUCCUCGGAAGAGCCAGAACGCUUCUACAAUGUGGGGGAUGGACAGCGUUUUCUGAAGAGGUGGCCCUCUACGCCCCAACCAGGCACUCGUGUUUGGAUAAGGUAUGGUGGCACAGUGUGUUAUGGACAAGUAGUGCAUUGUAUGCCUGAACUUAAUAUGUUCACUGUACGACCAGCUGAUGGUGGCUCUAGGCUUGUCACUCGUGGUCUAGAAGAUAUCCUACCUUCUACACCUCAACAGUCAAUCUUAACUCCACCGACAGAAGACGAAUGGGAUAGUGACUUGAUUGGAUGUGAUGAAAUUCCCCCAAAUCCGCACAGUAUUACAGCUUUCCCCACUAAAUGCGAGGCCACUAUUUCGGACUCCUUUUCUUACCCAUUAUUCAUCGAUGUACCAUCUAGAGCAUCUAUUGAUGAGGGAUCAUCUUUUGAAAAAAUGACUACUUUGUCUGGUCUGCCAUCAAACUCUACAGCGUCAUUCGGUCUUUCACCGAUUCUGGGCUCCUCAGAUGUAACUGAUGUAAAUAUCCCUAGAGAAUCCGCAGGACAUUUCGAUGUUUCGUCUCAUAGGACAUUUGCUGAUAAUAAUCCCUACCCUCAUAAGUCAACACUUGGUACCAGUCUCCCUUCUCGUGGGUCCAUGGAUCCCUCAUCUGUAACACAUCUGGUGACUCAGAGGGUAGGUUCCUCGAACAGUGAUAACUGCUUUCACAAACGUUGGGAAACGUUUUCUUCCCAACCAGAGCUAUCUUAUAAAGGACUGGUAAAAACACAUGAUUUAGACUCACCUCUUGAAGUCAAGCGAACCUCCGUUCCAUCUCAAACCACAAGUUUCCGAAAUCAAACCUCAACAGAUUAUGUGAUUGAAGCUGUUUUGCACUGGAUUGAGUCUAUUUCUCCUAAUACAACAUCUGAAUCUAGCACUUGGGAGAAAGUAGACAUAAAUGAACUCAAAGAAACUAUGAAAACAUUAUUGGCAUCAUCAAAUACAUUUGAAGGGGAUUAUGUUCAAGACUAUUCUGAAGAUCGCCCUCAACCAUCUGUGUACUCUCCAUCAUGUUUUGAACAGGCUCAUUUUUCAGUAAUUGAGACAAGUUCGGAAACCAGCAUGUCUUCACCAUCUAGUAAUGUUUGUUUAUGCCCCAAAUCAAGUUUAGUCACAGUGAAUAGAGAAACUGUUGUUUCAAAUUACCAGUCAACUCGUUUCAUGAUCAGUGAACCACAGCAGCAGCAACAACAACAAGAUGUAUCACAGUAUUGUUUUCCGAAUCCUCCAUCUACAUGUCCAAAAUGUUUCCAUCAUGUUGGCGCACAAAAUUCACUAGAGUUUGUCAGGGAUAAGAUAUCACCCUGUGAUUGUAAAUCAUUUCAAGGGGAUUCAAAUAACACAAAUCCGUUUCAUCUUGACCCAAUUUUUGAAAAUACUUGUGUUUUUUCUCCCAAUUUUAUCCACUCAUCAUUGGAUCCCAAGAGUGAUAUUUUCACCAGUUCCGAACCUUCAUCUAAUCCUCUUGUUUAUGCUCAACAAAUUCUUCCAUCAUUAAUUAACGAACGUGGUUCAGUGAGUUUUCAGUUAUUGUCUUCCAUAUUGGCUCAUAGUCGUAUUGAAUGUAAUCAAGAUUGUCAAAAAAGUAUGCUGUUAGAUGGAUUAAAACAAGCUUUCAGUUCUAUAAUGUUUUCACCCACUAGUGUGCCUUCAACACCGACAACCAAUGAAGUUAAUUAUGUUGCAGAUGCAGUCUACUCUAGAAGUCAUUCAUCAAUGCUACGUGAAAAUAAAGAACAACCAAACACUGGAUGUACAGUUCCUGUACGUAGACACUUGUCUUGUGUUGGAUUUACGGAUAGUUUAAGUCCUGUAUCAUUGAUGGACAGUCCAACACAUAAUUUAAGUGAAGCUCAUAAUAUAUUUCCACGUCCUUCGGAAUCAGGUCCAUACUUUUCUGAAAGUUGUCCGAGUCAUAUAAAUGUUGACCAUGCUAAGGAAUUGCAAACGACCUCCUUAUCAUACCCCAGUGGUAGUGCAGAAAUGCUUCAUCAUGUAUAUUUCCCACCCAGGAGUCAAGAAUCUAAGUCUGGAGAGUUUCUUAAGCCGGAAACUUCUCACACAGUUGAACAAGGGUACACCAUUCAGUUGAACACCUCAACCAAUGAAGCUUCAAUGAAAACAAAUGUUGAAACAAGUAAAACAUUGAAAUUUCAAGUUAACUGUAAUUCUUUCGUUUCACAACCUCGAAAGUUGGAUUACAGAGAUUCAAUCAGUGGCAUACCUUUACGUGUUGGCUUACCACCAUCAACUACUAGUGGACGUAUCGAUGUUCGUAAAUGUCGUAAAGUUUACGGGAUUGAAAAUCGAGAUCAAUGGUGUAAUCAAUGUAAAUGGAAAAAAGCGUGUCGACGUUUUCCAAAUCCAUGCUCAGUGUCUAAACAUGCUCAAGGACUAAGUAACCGUAAUCUCCCAGCGGAAAAAUGUAGUCGACAACCUCUUGAAUCUAAUGUAACUGAAAUGUGUGUUAUUUGUUCACCAGCAUGCUCAUCUGAUAUAAGUCUCCCACAUAUGACUUCUCCAAGUAGUUGGUCAAUUUCAAGUUCUAUCUAUGGAAAAUUAUCGGAUAAUCCAACUGUUCCUUAUAAAAAUUUAACUGGUCAAUAA
This is a messenger RNA of Schistosoma spindalis, 2920 nucleotides long. NCBI's taxonomy places the organism in Eukaryota, Metazoa, Platyhelminthes, Trematoda, Strigeidida, Schistosomatidae. The record is from the annotation of a GenBank genome assembly.